This is a messenger RNA of Alternaria rosae, 557 nucleotides long. RefSeq lists its product as uncharacterized. Bases 245 to 556 code for a protein of 103 amino acids. The transcript is spliced from 3 exons. The record is from RefSeq and is a predicted model, not a curated record. NCBI's taxonomy places the organism in Eukaryota, Fungi, Ascomycota, Dothideomycetes, Pleosporales, Pleosporaceae.
CACCCGCCAUUAGCAUGCAAGAAGUCUCAUCGACGACCUAGGAAGCUUUCCACUCCCUGUUGUAUUGCUUGUUGUAGAUAGCAGCGACGACGUCAAGAUGCAACUCUACGCUAUGAAAGCAGCAAGUGCAUGCGGUCGAUGAACUUGGGGUAUAAAUUCAUGGUCGAUUGCAACGAAGAUUCACCACCAUCAUCACUUCAACUCCUCACCAAAGUAAACAAGGUCUCCACGCUCAAUCACAAUCAUGCAUUCCGUCUCCAUCAUCGCAGUAGCCUUUGGCCUCUUCGCCUCUCAAGCCACGGCUACCAUUGCCCUGGGCAACAACGCAAGUAACAACCUGAUGUGGAUCUACGGCGACAACUCGUGCAGUGGGGUGGUCAACCCCAACUGCGGCUCCCCGGUGAAGCUGAGGAACGGUAACAGCUAUGUUGUCAGGGGUUGCGGAACUGAUACACGCUGGACCGAGAACGCUGAUGGCACCUUCAAUGCUCAGUGCUCUCGCGUUAGCCCUCCCUUCGCCACUGAUUGUGGCGUUCAGCUUACGUGGAAGUGUUGAG